AUGGAGCAAAUCAAAGGAGCUGAUUGCAGCUGGCACAGAUUCUGCGACAGAGAACAGGAGCUCAAGUCCAGGUCCAGAUAUAUGCGCCAGGAGAACCAGGAGCUAGAAUCCCAAGUCCAUAAUCUUACACACAGAAUAAAUCAGCUUGAAAAACAGUUGAUUAAUGAAGCUGUUAGGCACGUGCAUGGACAUCAAAGAAAUCGUAGUCACUGGGUCUGGCGUUUACAGUUUUACCAAGGCAGUUCGACAAUAACUGUUUACUGCGAUCAGGUCACUGAUGGAGGAGGCUGGACGGUUUUCCAGCGACGACAGGACGGCUCGGUUGAUUUCUUUCGAAACUGGACAGACUACCGAAACGGCUUUGGUGAUUUGAAUGGGGAGUUCUGGCUGGGACUAGAAAACCUACACACUCUCACAUCAUUGAGACACUACGAGCUGCGAGUGGACCUCGAAGCAUUUAACGGAAGCCGGGCGUUUGCACAUUACAGUGGCUUCAGGAUUGGGGAUGUUGACACCGAUUAUACCUUGUAUUUUGACGAUUUUCUGGGCGGAAACGCAGGUGACAGUUUGACAUACCACAAAGGAAUAACGUUCGUGACACGUGAUCAUGGCAAUUCCUUGAAUUGCGCCAGACAUCACCACGGCGCUUGGUGGUACUCGGAGUGUUACAUGUCUGACCUCAAUGGCAUCUACAGACCAACUGCUGAAGAUUCAAAUGUAGGCGGUGUUUCCUGGAGGAGUCUUACAACUGACAACUUUUCACUGAAACGGGCAGAAAUGAAAAUACGACCUAUGUAUCAGCUAAAAUUAUAUUCUUUACGAUUCUACUUUUGCUUUCUAACCCUGGAAAUCGAAUCUGCUUUAUUUGCAUCGAGUGCUCUUGUGUGGUCUUCGUCGCCGGAAGUGAAGGAAAACAUCACGGCAUGCGCAGGAGAUGACGUGUCGAUCCCAUGGUCCUUCACGACUAGCCCGACGGAAACUGUCAUCGGCAUCACGUGGUUUCUGGAGAGGCAUGAUGGUAUCAGGACGAUACUCUCCAGCAUUAUAGACGGCGAGUUUUUCUCGUUGUCAAGGCAACACGUGCAGCUCGUGCCCAACGCCGGUGUCCGAUUGCAGAAUGUGACUGUCAGAGACACGGGGCUGUACUCUGUACACGUCAGCACAUCCGACGACGCUGGUCACGUGACCAUAAACAACCGCUCUGCUGCUGUGGAAAUAUCAGCUCCUCCAGUUCUGUCCGACGGUCAGUUCCUAGCACGCCGUCGCGCCGCGCCAGCGAGGGAUGACGUCACGGGCACCUGGCACGUGGUCCUGGAAUGUGGACAGUUCACGGACCGGGGUCAACCCCCGAUAAACGUCCAAUGGACGUCACCAUCAGGAACUGUGCAUACAGACGUAAACUACCAAGAUGGCUACUUUCUUCUCCCCCUGCAAGCCGUGGAGACAGGGAACUAUACGUGUUCUCUCACAGGCAGUAGUCCGGCAAGGCGAUGUCUUGCCAGCGACUCCAUCUUACUAAGGGAGACAGCUGUUUACGUAGACGACGAGAACGUGAAGUGGACAGUGAUGGAGGCGAAUCAAAGGGAGUUCAUCGAGAAGGAAGAGCGUCUGCGACAGGAGAACGAGGCUCUGAAAUCGCAGGUCCAGAAUCUGACACAAAGGCUGCACCAGCUACAAGACGCCAUUGAUAUUGAAAAUACUCCGAGUGGUCAAGCCUCGUGUGCAGAUAUACAACAACAGUACAGCAUGAGUGGUGUUUACAAACUGUCUGUGGAGAACGUGUCCAUGUCCGUGUACUGUGACCUGGUCACUGACGGAGGGGGCUGGACGGUGUUUCAGCGACGAAAGGAUGGCUCAGUUGAUUUUCUCCGGAACUGGACAGACUACACACGUGGCUUUGGGGAUCUCAACGGGGAGUUCUGGCUGGGGCUGGAGAACUUGCACAUUCUGACUUCAUCAAGAAGGGUGGAAAUGCGGGUGGAUUUACAAGCGUAUGACGGGACUCGAGCCUUUGUUGUGUACGGCAACUACACCAUCGGCAACAGCAGCACCAACUACACAUUCAACUACGACACUUUCCAGGGUGAAGAUGCAGGUAACAGUCUGCUAAUUCACAAAGGUCACGAGUUCGCCACCCAGGAUCAUGGCAGUAAUGCCCAUUGUGCUGUUACUUACCACGGGGGUUGGUGGUUCAACGAUUGUCUCCGCUCGAACCUCAAUGGUAUCUACAGACCGAAUGCUACAACACCACAUGCCGAUGGAAUCAUCUGGGCCGACUUUAAGAUGUUUGAAACUUCGCUGAAACGAACGGAGAUGAAGAUACGUCCAUUGUCUUGAGUUUUCACAUUAAUGUCAUUGUUCUACUUAGAUUGCACACGAGUUUAUCUCAGAAUAAUAAAAAAAAAUUAUAUCUGGAGCAAAUACUCUUGAAUUACUGCUGAAG
Messenger RNA from Pomacea canaliculata, 2443 nucleotides. RefSeq lists its product as uncharacterized. Lineage: Eukaryota; Metazoa; Mollusca; Gastropoda; Architaenioglossa; Ampullariidae. The record is from RefSeq and is a predicted model, not a curated record. The coding region runs from base 1 to 2337 and encodes 778 amino acids. The transcript has 14 exons.